Messenger RNA from Coccinella septempunctata (seven-spotted ladybird), 2734 nucleotides. RefSeq lists its product as uncharacterized. The transcript has 4 exons. NCBI's taxonomy places the organism in Eukaryota, Metazoa, Arthropoda, Insecta, Coleoptera, Coccinellidae. Bases 278 to 691 code for a protein of 137 amino acids. The record is from RefSeq and is a predicted model, not a curated record.
UAUAUCUUUGCUGAAACCUACUGAAGACAAACCAUCUGAUCGAGAAGUUAUGUACUCAAGAUGUGAUUUCUUGAUUAGUCAAAACAAACUAUUUACAGAAUAUUCAAGUCGAGCACAACCUUCAACUUUCAAAUUAGAAGACUCCCCGAAAUAAUUGAGGGUACUUGUUCCUAAAAGGGUAUACAGCAGAAGAAAAGGUAUUUCAUCGGUAACAGAGACAUUUGGUUCAAAAAAGAAGCAGCAAUGUGAAGAUACCCCAGAAGAAUCUCAACCAUUAAUGGAUGAGGAUCCUCUGCAGGGACAACCUGCCGCUGACUCUGUAACUGAUCCUGUACCUCAGGAGAAUGCGGAAUGGGAAGAUGUGCAAGAAGAAUCUGAACCAAGGAUGGAAAUGAGUCUUGGGACAGAAGUUAAGAAUCUGAGUGGGUCGUUUUCGAGGACACCUUCAAGGAAAGCUAAUACAAAAAAGAUGAGCGCUGGAGAACUGUUUCUGUUACAGCAGCUGAGGACUAUGAAGAAGAAAGUUCUCAGGCUAACGAACAGAAACACAGCCUUGAAGGGGACAAUGAAGGCCUUGAGGAAUUCAAAUGUCGUGGAAAAACUCAACAAUGUGAACAGAACAACAUUAAACUUUUCUUAUCACAACAAGCGAACCAAAAAUUGGAAAGGGGGGUCGUCGGUUUUCUCUUGACGACAAAAUUUUUGUCCUUUCCUUAUAUAAACAAGGUGGGAGAGGAUAUAGAUAUCUAUCUAGGAUAUUCAGUUUACCUUCAAAACGCACGCUGACGAAUUUACUUAGUAACAUUCCGUUUGAGUGUGGCAUCAAUUCCCAAAUAUUUGAAAGUUUGGGAAAUGCGAUUGGUGAGCUGAAAAGAUCAGAGAGAUAUUGUAUCCUCAUGUUUGAUGAAGUUGCUCUAAGUCCUGGGCUGUCAUAUAAUUUUUCCGGCGAUUAUAUUGAAGGAAUCGUGGACUUGGGCAGUGGUGAACGCAGAGGAGAAAAAUAUUAAUGUUUGGAAAUAAUAGAGGCAUAUAGGGAUAUUCCCGCAAAUGCUCUAAUUAAAGCAAAAACUCGUAGUAAUUGCAGAAUGCUUAAUCCAUCCAGGACAUGUAUUACUAUUUUUCAUGAGUUUUCUCAACAAGUAUUCAAUGCUAUUCCAACUAGAAUAAAUACAUUCCAUAUCAAAAAAACCAUCAUUAACGAGUUGCGAAAGGAAAACAUUGUAAUGUUGUUUUGUUCUCAACAUAAGGGGAUCCACAAAGAAUUCAUUGAAUUUAGCGUUAAAUUCAUUUUGCUUUUCUACAUUGGAACAGCAAAUAACAUUAUUCGUGGUAAAAUAAUUAACAAUAUUUUUCUGAUCCCAUCAUGAAGAUGGCAUCAACUAUUCACUUUCAUCACGAAUAAUGUUAAAUAUUUUAUAUGAACGAUUGGAAAGAAAUGUUAUAAAUUGAAAUAGAAGUCAUAACUUCAAUUGUGAGAAGUUUAUAUGCAAUUAAAAUCACAGUAAAGUCAAUCACUGGUGAAACUUUUAUAUUUACCCAGUCUCUAUGGGUACUAAAAUGGCUUCCCAGGUAGCAAAAUACGACGAAAAUUAUGUCGAAUUGAGAUGAAGAUGAAGAACAAUCCAUCUCUUUGGGUGUUUUUGUUUACACUAUCAUAACCUAAUUGUCAAUGCAGGUUUAAACUUGAAGAUAAUUUCGAAGUUCAGAUUUGAAAUUCAGCCAGAUAUUACAAUUUUUUCAAGGUAUUCCCCUUGAGCUUGUUUUACUGAAAAAUACUGAUGGAGAAUUGCAGCAUCUCUAAUAAAGGAGAUAUUCUUCAAUAAUGAAAUAAUUCGCUCAUACGUUUUACUUCUACUCACCAAAAGCGUAUAAUUUUCUCAAACAGUAUUUUGUUCUACCUACUGGUAGAACUAUAAAAAAAUGGUUACAAAGUUUGAACUGUGAACCAGGCCUCCUAACCCAGGUUUUUGAAUAUCAGAGGCUCUAUUUUUUCUUCUUGUUAGUUUCAGUGAAAAUUUCAAGUGCCCCGUAGCAUAUUUUCAUAUAAGUAAAUCGGAUUCCAAUAUUCAAACACAACUCAUAACUACAAUUGUAUGAAGUUGGAAUAGCAGUUAAGUUAAUGACUGGUGACGGGGCACAGACAAAUAUUGCCACCUUCAAAAAUUUAAUAUGUGAUCUAAGUACCACAAAUAUGAAAUCCUAUUUUUCGUAUCCUUGUGACCGGACUGUGAAGAUUUUCUGCUAACUGGAUCCAUGUGAUAUGGAAAAACUGCCGAGAAAUACGUUCGCAGAAACAAAUUUGCAGACCGCCACAGGAUUUUUGGCAAAUUGUCAAGGAAUUACAGAACACACAAAGAGAAGGAAGUCUAAGGUAGGCUAAUUCCCUGUCGUCUCAGCACAUUAAUUAUAAAAAUAGAAUUAUGAAUGUCAGAUUAGCUACUCAAAUUAUACGUGAUAGAGUAGGGGGAUAGGGUUUUACUUCUUUUAACAAUUUCGCGCAAUAUAAACGCAGCUUUACAACUCAAAUCCAGCAACACUGAAUUCAGAACAACGCGAUGUACAUAUAGGCGGUACAAUUCACAACAAUAAACGAAAGACUCUUCUUCGUUCAGGGUAAUGGAUAUUGUGGUAAAACAUAUCUGUACAAUGUUAUAAUAGAUUGCUGUAACGAAAUGAUGGAAAUAUCGAUUUCCUCUCUUACAGCGAAUUAAGAGGAUGGUUCCAGAAGUAACCG